Messenger RNA from Caenorhabditis briggsae, 3195 nucleotides. The transcript has 16 exons. NCBI's taxonomy places the organism in Eukaryota, Metazoa, Nematoda, Chromadorea, Rhabditida, Rhabditidae. The record is from RefSeq and is a predicted model, not a curated record. The coding region runs from base 1 to 3195 and encodes 1064 amino acids.
AUGCCACGUAAAAAGGUGAACUACAAAAAAGGUGAAAAUCGACUUGCGAAGCUCCAGAAAGAAAAUGCACGUUUGCGAGAUCAAGCUGAAUCUAUCUCAAUGUCUAUUUUGUGUCAAGCAGUAGGAGCUCAAAUGAAGUACAAGGAAGCGCAAAAUGAUUAUAAUCUUUUCAGGACAGGGCAAAAGUCGAAAAAUAUAUAUCUCCGCUAUGUGUUGCUGAAUCGUUUCAUGGAUGAAAAAUCGUUUUUCGCUGAAGAAGCACUGCACAUACUUCGUAUUGGUCCACAACACACCAAAAUGAGAGAUGAUGAGAAAGAGCGUGAAAUUCAAAAUUUUGCAAGACAGUGGAAAACACAAAAAGAGGAUGAGUCAAAUUGCAUAUCUUUAAUCAGUGAACAUACACUGAAGAGUGCUCUCAUCGACCUCAAUAUCUAUUUCAGUACAAUCACGCUAGUGGAAGAUAUCGACUACAGAGUUAUGUUCAAUGAACAUAUGUCAUGUUUUGAAAAACCAAUCCACUAUGUUGAUCCUAAGAAAAAGAAAGUUUUGACUUGUGGUCAGGCUUUCUAUGCGAUUUUCAUCGCGUGCUGCUGGGAACCAAUUGGAACGAGAACGUUUGCUCGGAGCAUCCAGAUUCGAACCAUGUUCCCGUUCGCAAUGGUCCAGACAGAAAUCGAGCAGUUACAAAGACAUUGUUAUUUUCUUGCUAUGAAAAGAGCCAAUGAGAAAAGAGCUUACGCGGGAAGAGACUAUCUUUUUUCUGACAUGAAGCACGAUGAUCAAGUCGGUAUCAGUUCUUAUAAAUCCGUGGCGGAAUUCUAUGAUCUGCAAUAUAUUCAACUGGAUGGUGGAAGAGUUGACGCUUGGAUUGCCAGAUUCCUAUUGAUGGCUGGUUGGACGAAGCAAUUCUUUGCAAGAGAAAAAACUAGUGGACAAUGUUUGCUGAUUAUAAUGAUGCCUCUUCUCUUGGAAUUUAUUCCUUACGGUUGUCAGGAUGUCGCUCAUGACUUCAUUCCAAACUUCAUCAACGAAAAAUUGACCGAUGCCAACUGUAAGCUCAAAUAUUCAUGGGAUAGUUUAUGCCCACAAAAAUUGAUGAGUUUUUAUAAAAAAGGAGUAGUAACAGCUCGUGGAGAACAACCAGUCGACUGGCAACUCGAACUUAAUAAGCGCAUUUUAAUUUCAAACCGAAGCCUUCUACCAGAUAAUUUAAAAUACAAUUCCAACGUUCCGUUCUUCGUUAUCGAUGACGCUCAUCAAAAAGCAUUUGUAAAACAUAAUGAUGGAACAGAGAAGGAAAUGCCUAAAAAUUAUUUGUUGGAUUACGAGAGAUACUCUGAGACUGUUUCUCUGGUGAGACAUCCUCUUCGUUUCUUCCCCGCAAAAGACGCUGAUGGAAGCUUUGUUCCUUAUUUUCUUGAGAGCGAGGUUAAGAUUAUGUUUCGGCGUAUUGCUAUAAACAAAGAAACAGGAAUAUCACCUCUCAGGUAUACAGAUUAUAAAGACAAAGAAAAUCCUCCCGAGGUGCUUGGUAUUUACAAUCUCGAUAAUUUGAAACAGUUGUGCAAAUAUGUAGAUGUGGAUGUAAUCAAAAUAAUGUUCGUUCCUGACUUGGUCAUGAAGCAAACCGCUCAGCAUGCCAUAUCCAAUCCUUACACUCCUGUCACUACGUUGGGAUUUCAUGGAGAAGUUGUUAUGAACGACGAUCAAGCCGUGAUCCACACAUAUAUCAGGGUACUCUGCGGGGUGAACUGGAAAGUAGUCUCUUCUUCGCAGCACUUCGAGGGCUUCCGACUUCGAUUUUUAUAUACAAUGGAAAAUUAUACAAAGGGAGACCGGAAAACAAAAAAAAAAAUAAAGUUUGUUAACCGAAACAUUGAGCAUCUUCUGGAGCAUAAGCUUUUCGAGGAGCAUCCGAGAACUUCUGAUAGGGGUUUUUUGUAUGAAGAAUACAAGUUCGAUGAUACCAUCCCCGGAGCUGAACACAAACGGAAAAGUGCUGAAUUGGAAGUUCCAUACCUCUCGCAAAAUGAAGACAUUCUUCCGAUUUGGCAAGCACGGAUAUAUAUGAUCAGCGCAUACAUCACUCUGUUUUGUCAACACUCGCGUUGUAAUAAGAUUUGCAUGUAUGAUGAACUUCAUUUCUUAGAGGAUGGACUCCUAUCGAAAAUUCCAGAAGAAGCGAGAGAACAGCAGGCUAAAUUUAUGAGCAUUGUGAGAAACAUAUGGUCACCAACGAAAAGUAAGGCUUUGCGAGUAGUGAGGGAAUCUUUGGCGUCAGCGUGCAAUCAAAAUGAGCAUAUCUGCAAUAAUUGCAACCAUAAUGAAUCAAUCUCCAAAGAAUUCGAAGAAUCUGCUGUUGAAAACCAUACCAAAACGGAAACAGAACCGAACCCAAAGACAAUGCCAAACACACAAGUAGUCACGCAGACCAAAAAAGAAGAUCCAACUCCUGCACCAAAACUAUUUUCAACCGUUUUCACACCACGAACUUCAUCGAAAAAGUCGGCACAGAAAUCAAUUAGUCUUGAAACCGCUAGUUUUCACAGUGAAAAAGAUAUUCCACUUAUUUGCAAGGCUAUUCUGACACCAGAAAUCAGACGAUUCCACAAGCGAGAGAUUGAAAUGCCGAUGGCAGUUUUUAACACGUUUAAAAAGCAUCAGAAAAUGAAGAUGGAUUUUAUGAAAAAUGAAUAUUCCAGAAAUAUGAAGAAAUUCAAUGAACAUUCAAAAGCGGUCGAAGCUGACAAGAAAAUAAGACCGCUGAGAGACGACGAUCUGCAUGAAUAUAAAAAAUCGGUCGCUAAAUACAUGAGUAUUCUAGAUUUCAACACCGAUCGAUUGAUUAGAACCCACGAUGACUCCGAAUUGCUACGUAUUCCCGCUGUACCGAAACUAUCGGCGAAUCUAUUGAAUACAUUGAAUUCAAGGAUUCCUCCUACCGAAUUGAUUGAAGAGAUCGAUUUGAGAAUGCUUUGCUGCGUAUGUUACGGUCUCCUUCGUGAUCGCUUCACCCGUUGCUCACGAUGUUCCAACAAAGUUCACUCAACUUGCGGAAAUAAUUGGACAGAAUUAAAAAUAAAAUGUGGAUGGUGUCGGACCAAUGAGGAAACGAAGAUUAACUGCGAUAUAAAAAAUAAUCAAUUUUCGUCACAUUUCGUAAAAAGUAAUAUUGUGAUCUCUCCUUCCGCGUAA